AUGGAACUUAACACCAGUGCCACAUCCUUUCUGCUGACUGGCUCUCUGGGCCUGGAAAAGGAACACCACUGGAUCUCCAUCCCAUUAUCUGUAGUCUACAUCUCCAUACUUCUUAGCGAUGGCAUUCUCAUAUUUCUCAUCAGAGAUGACCAUAACCUCCAUGAGCCCAUGUACUAUUUCUUAGCCAUGCUGGCAAUCAAAGACCUUGGGAUGACCCUGAUUACAAUGCCUACAGUUCUGAGUAUGAUGUGGAUGAAUCAUAGGGAAAUCAGCCAUGAUGCCUGCUUUCUCCAAGUUUACUUCAUCCAUAGUCUCUCUAUCAUAGAGUCUGGAAUUUUGCUCACCAUGGCCUAUGAUCAGUUCGUUGCCAUUAGCAACCCACUGAGAUAUACUUCCUUUCUUACCAACAUCCAAGUCAUAAAGAUUGGAGUGGAAGUUUUUAUAAAAGGGUUUGUUCUCAUCUUGCCCCUGAUAUUGCCUCUCUAUUGGUUUUCCUGUUGCAGAUCCCAUGUCCUCUCUCAUCCAUUAUGCCUCCACCAGGAUGUUGUCAAACUAGCCUGUGCUGACAUCACCUUCAAUCAUCUGUAUCCUGUUGUGGUGAUAUUUCCUAUGGUCCUACUAGACUGCCUGACAAUCUUUUGCUCCCAAGUUUUGAUUUUCAAGACUCUCAUGAACAUUGCUUCUGGAGAGGAGAGGUCCAAGGCUCUCAACACUUGCAUCUCUCACAUCUGCUGCAUCUUGCUCUUCUACGUCACUGUAUUUGGUUUGACAUUCAUCUACCAAUUUCGAAAGAAUGUUCCUCAUCUGGUACACAUCACAAUGAGCUAA
Molecule: messenger RNA, 828 nt
Organism: Diceros bicornis minor
Lineage: Eukaryota; Metazoa; Chordata; Mammalia; Perissodactyla; Rhinocerotidae
Product: olfactory receptor 51B6-like
Exons: 1
Coding region: 1-828 (275 amino acids)
Biological process (GO): G protein-coupled receptor signaling pathway
Cellular component (GO): membrane
Molecular function (GO): olfactory receptor activity
Source: RefSeq, a predicted model, not a curated record